GGACCCCAAGGGGGACGCCUGACCAGGGGAGAGGACGCCAGUACAGGGCAGAGAUCACCCGCGAACAUGCUGCCAAUGGGAUCAGAACACAUGGAGAUGCAGAAGCCCCAGAUGUCUGCAGCUCAGGAGACAUCAGGCUCCACACCCGGGCAGCAAGGAGUAGGGAACCGAGGAUCCAAUGCAUGCUGCUUCUGCUGGUGUUGCUGCUGUAGCUGCUCUUGCCUCACUGUUAGAAACCAAGAACAGAUACCCAGGAGAGCAUCCCAAGAGCUCAGAAGGGAAGACCUUCCGACCUGUGAAGAAAGCCCAAGUCCUACUCUGGAAGAAGUCCACUCCUGGGCUCUGUCAUUCGACAAGUUAAUGCUCACCCCAGCAGGAAGGAAUACUUUCCGUGAAUUCCUCAGAACAGAAUUCAGUGAAGAAAAUAUGCUUUUCUGGAUGGCAUGUGAAGAACUGAAAAAAGAGGCUAAUAAAAACAUUAUUGAAGAGAAAGCAAGGAUAAUAUACGAAGACUACAUUUCUAUUCUUUCUCCUAAAGAGGUCAGCUUAGACUCCCGAGUAAGAGAAGUCAUCAACAAGAACAUGGUGGAACCUUCCCAACACAUAUUCGAUGAUGCACAACUUCAGAUUUACACCUUAAUGCACAGAGACUCAUACCCCCGAUUCAUGAACUCUUCUCUCUAUAAGGAUUUGCUUCAGUCCUUAUCUGAGAAAUCAGUUGAAGCAUAGGAUGUUAUCAAAUAUA
This is a messenger RNA of Talpa occidentalis (Iberian mole), 745 nucleotides long. RefSeq names its product regulator of G protein signaling 20 (gene RGS20). The record is from RefSeq and is a predicted model, not a curated record. The transcript has 5 exons. The coding region runs from base 67 to 729 and encodes 220 amino acids. Lineage: Eukaryota; Metazoa; Chordata; Mammalia; Eulipotyphla; Talpidae.